AUGACUUUCCCUUUGCCGCCAGGUCGGGUAGUGGUUGUAGGCGACGUGCAUGGCUGCAGUGAUGAGCUGAAAGAUUUGCUGGAGGCCUCCCAGUUCCACCCAAGCUUGGAUGAGCUCGUGUUCGUGGGAGACCUCAUCGGGAAAGGUCCUUCGCCCGAGGAAGUGGUCCGUAUCGCGCGAAAGUACUCAGCGAAAGCAGUCCAGGGAAACCACGAGUACAACCUCUUGCAAUGGCGGAAGCGUGGUGGCAUACUUCCGGAUCCUGAAGGGCGAAUCAAAGAAAGGUACGCCGCAACUGUGAAAGGGCUAGAGGAAGACGAGUGGGAUUGGUUGGAGUCCCUUCCGUUGAAGCUUCAGCUGGAUUUGCCUCAGUCUCCUUUGCCUGUCAUGGUGGUUCAUGCUGGUCUUGUACCAGGUGUUUCAAUCGAGCAACAAGAGCCGGAGAAUCUGGUCAAUUUGCGCAGCUUCGACCACGAAGGUCGCGCUUCCAAACAAUACGAUGCGGGUGGCGGUGGUUGGGCCAGGCACUGGCGUGGCCCCAUGCAGGUGAUUUUUGGCCACGAUGCUCGUCGAGGUUUGCAACGAGAACCCUUCGCCAUAGGUUUGGACACAGGUGCAGUUUAUGGCGAUGAGUUGACGGCGCUACUUUUGCCAAAAAAUUUGGAUCGGUCUUUGGCGCACUUGGAACCGCAACAUUUUGCACAGGUCCGAGCACGACGAGCGUACGCCCAGAAGAGUGAUGACCUCAAAAGCACGCAAUGA
This is a messenger RNA of Durusdinium trenchii, 762 nucleotides long. NCBI's taxonomy places the organism in Eukaryota, Dinophyceae, Suessiales, Symbiodiniaceae. The record is from the annotation of a GenBank genome assembly.